UGUUGCUGUUCUUAUGGCAUGAGUCAUGACACCAACCCUUUUUGACAAAACAAAACAGAUAUCAUAAGUUUCUUGUUUUUUUACGCAUACAUGGCAUCAACUCCUUCUGAACUAACCCUUGACUGCAAACCCCACAGUCUCGAUCAGCAGAUUGAUCGUAAACUGAAUCUUGAAGAUUUCCUUUCUUGUCUCGAGGAAGAACGACUUAAGAUCGAUGCUUUUAAGCGCGAGCUUCCCCUUUGUAUGCAACUUCUCACCAAUGCUUUGGAGGCUUCAAGGCAGCAACUACAGGCAUACAGCAGGAAUCAAGGAUCAAGACCAGUUCUUGAAAAAUUCAUGCCGCUCAAGAACUUAACCUCGGACAAGUCCCAAAACACGUCUGAUCAUAAAGCAAACUGGAUGACAACCGCACAACUAUGGAGCCAAGAAGGAAACCAGACGAAACCAGAAUCAUCGGUUACUGAUAUUGGUUUGAAUGUUGGUCCCAAUUUGGGAUUAGAUACCAAGCAGAGAAUUGGAGGAGCUUUCCUUCCAUUCUCCUCCAAAAACCGGAAAUGUUCAGAGUCUCUCCCUGAUUUAGCACUUGCUUCUCUCAAUAAAAAUAUGGAAGAUAGGAAAUGCAAUUCGGAGAUUGAAAAUGGGGUAGCCUGUCAACGGAGAGACAAAGUUGGAGCUGUGAUUGAGCAUCACAAUGGAACCGGUAACAACACAGCUGAUGGGCAAACAACAAAUACUAACAAUAAUCAACCUCAUAGAAAGGCUAGACGCUGCUGGUCGCCUGACUUGCAUAGGAGAUUUGUCAAUGCUCUUCAGAUGCUUGGUGGCUCUCAAGUUGCCACACCAAAACAGAUCAGGGAGUUAAUGAAGGUUGAUGGUUUGACCAAUGAUGAAGUGAAAAGCCAUCUGCAGAAAUAUAGGCUGCACACAAGGAGACCUAGCCCAAGUCCACAAGCAGUAGGAGCCCCAGCACCCCAACUUGUAGUCUUAGGUGGCAUCUGGGUCCCCCAAGAGUUUUCCACAGCCGCUCAUAGAGGUGGCACCUCCCUGUAUGGAGCUCACCACCCAGCUCAUUUCUGUGCAUCACCUAUGCCCCAAGAGUUUUACUCUGCUGGUGCAGCUGUAGGUGCAAGUGCAACCCCAGCUCUACCUCCAACCCAGCUGCACCACCAGCACUACCACACCCUCCACCACCAAUUCCACAACAUGUACAAUGCCGCAUCAAGGGCACGUAGCUCACUGGAGCCUGACAUCAGGGAAGCUGGGGACCGGUCCGACAGCAUUGAAGACGGAAAGUCGGAGAGCAGCAGCUGGAAAGGUGAGAGCGGUGGAGAUCAGAGAAGAAGGUGAAGAAUGCAAUACAAGUGAGAUGUCCUUAAAUUCUAAAGACGGCUUUAGGGUUAGGGUUUAGAUAUUCCAUGUAGCAGUGGAUCAUGUGCUAUAUAUUGUUUUGAAAAUAAAAUCCAGGCUAAAUAUGAAGAUGGAGGAUAAAAAGGAAAUAAAAUAAA
Molecule: messenger RNA, 1505 nt
Organism: Hibiscus syriacus
Lineage: Eukaryota; Viridiplantae; Streptophyta; Magnoliopsida; Malvales; Malvaceae
Product: myb family transcription factor EFM-like
Exons: 4
Coding region: 91-1347 (418 amino acids)
Biological process (GO): regulation of DNA-templated transcription
Molecular function (GO): DNA-binding transcription factor activity; DNA binding
Source: RefSeq, a predicted model, not a curated record